CCAUACCUUCGCGGCCACUACCUCGCGAAUGCAGUCAGUCGACGACUACCGCCAAAGACUUGAAGUCGAGCAUGUUUGUCGGCACCAAUGGACCCAUAUACAAUUGGAUCAGACUCAACAGUGUGCAAAUUGCUG
Molecule: messenger RNA, 135 nt
Organism: Paraglomus brasilianum
Lineage: Eukaryota; Fungi; Glomeromycota; Glomeromycetes; Paraglomerales; Paraglomeraceae
Source: the annotation of a GenBank genome assembly